Molecule: messenger RNA, 1461 nt
Organism: Parathielavia appendiculata
Lineage: Eukaryota; Fungi; Ascomycota; Sordariomycetes; Sordariales; Chaetomiaceae
Product: ankyrin
Exons: 6
Coding region: 169-1032 (287 amino acids)
Molecular function (GO): protein binding
Source: RefSeq, a predicted model, not a curated record
GUUCACCUCCUCCUGGACCAUGGCGCUGACAUCGAGGCCCCCAACUCUUCGGGCCGCACCGCGCUGCAUGAGGCGGUCGUUCGCAACGAUGUCGGGCUUACAAGGUCCCUCCUGGAACAUGGCGCCGACGUCGAGGCUACCACCCCCGAAGGCGAGAAGCCGUUGUGGAUGGCGGCCAAGAAGGGUCAUGAACCCGUGGCCGAGUUGUUGCUCCAGUGCAAAGCCGACGUGGAAUCAUUCAACGAAAGGACCUGGACAACCGCACUGUUUGAGGCGGUCAAUCAAGGGCGUGAAGGCCUUGUCAAAUUACUCAUUGAAAACGGCGCUGAUAUUGACGCGCGACAAACUGGACCCCCAGCUGCGCGCAAAGGCGGAGCAUCGCGGACUCUUGGGAAUGCCGACAUGGCCAAGCUGCUUCUCCAGCAUGGAGCAAACAUGGCCAUACGAGGCAAGGACGGGCGAUCCGCCCAGCAAAUCGCCGAAGAGCAAGGUGCAAGAGAGCUGGCAGCGCUGCUGAGCUCCGCUCUCCUACAACAGGGACCCGAGAUCACUAAGGAAAAGGGGAAACGGCCGCACGACGCCCCACCCCCCAUUGUUCCGCGAGCGCUUCCCGCUCCUCGACAUAAUCCGGACAAGAUGCAUGCUUGCCGGUGCUGGGAGGCCACCAUGAUCGAGUUUUACACCGAAGGACGAGAGCAAAGAUAUCAGCAGUCGGCUUCCAUCUACGAUUUGCUCUAUGGAAAAGGUCCGAAGGCAGUCUUGGAUGCAAAGCGACCUGGGAGGGUGGUUGGGGAGACGGCCAAGUUCACGUGGUAUCAUCUCCCUGCCAACAAUCCCUCAAGAUGGAAUGGGUUGAGGCACUCGUGGCCAGACUUUUCCCCCCUCAGAACCCAGACCGAACUACCGAAGAGAGGCUCAGAGAGACGCUGGGGAUUAUUCGCCCGGUUCGCGGCAAAGCAGAAAGAGCAAGCCCAACGCCAAGACCUUCAUUCAAAAGGCCGGAUGCUAAAGAAAUCAAGGAAGAUACAAUGAGCGAGCUUGGUGCAGCUUCAUCGCGUGGAGAUUCCUCAGUGGUCGCUUUCAUCCCCUACCUUCACUUCGAAUCCUCCAUGCAUCACGACCUCGUCGCCGUCCUCAUGAACGAUCGCUCACCGCCAGAGCCCAUGCCACUUCCUCGCGAGCAAUCAAGAGCGGGCACCACCCUUACCAACCCCUCCACGUUGCCACAGUCGGCCGACCCAGAAGCAACACAUUCCGUACCCCUCGGUUCCGGGGUCUCCGGAACUCAUCAGGAUCAUGUCCAACAUCCGGACGAGAGUUCGCGGGCCGGGGGCCCGGAACAGCCGCUUGUGCAAAGAGCACAGGAGGAGCCACCCCCGGAUCAAUCGCAGCCCCCAACCCUUAGGGUGAUCGAUGCCAUCCAUCCAUAUGUACACUUGAUCAAGGGCUAUUUUUCGCAGG